Molecule: messenger RNA, 2225 nt
Organism: Oppia nitens
Lineage: Eukaryota; Metazoa; Arthropoda; Arachnida; Sarcoptiformes; Oppiidae
Product: choline O-acetyltransferase-like
Exons: 12
Coding region: 154-2175 (673 amino acids)
Biological process (GO): acetylcholine biosynthetic process; neuromuscular synaptic transmission
Cellular component (GO): cytoplasm; neuron projection
Molecular function (GO): choline O-acetyltransferase activity
Source: RefSeq, a predicted model, not a curated record
AACAACAACAAUAACAAAAAGAUUAGUCUUAAAGUUGAUCCGCAGACUACUACUACUACAUCUAUAACAACAACUACUACUACACGUAUUAACCACAGGCACUGUUGUAUUGGCCAAACUGGGCAUCGGUUUUGUGUCGGUGUCGUCGGGUAAAUGACAACAACAGAUACUACAAACCAAUGGAUUCAGGACUUACCAAAAGUACCGGUUCCUGAUCUACAUAAAACACUGGAACGAUACUUAUCGGCACUGAAACCGGUGAUCCCAGUGGCACAAUACGAACAGACUAGACGUACGGUCGACCAGUUUCUGGAGGCCGAUGGAGAGGGAGACAGACUACAGGCGCUGCUUAAACAAUGGGCCGAUCAGACAGACAACUGGAUAACUCCAAUAUGGUUAGAGGACAUGUAUCUACUAAAUGCCGUACCGUUGCCGAUAAAUUCGAGUCCAUUUUAUUUGUUUCCGCGCCAACAGUUCAGGACAGCCAACGAUCAGUUAAGAUUAGCCGUAGAGGUCAUCAAAUUUGUCUACGAUUUCAGAAACCGUAUCCAAACUGAAAAUCUGACACAAGAUUUCGGCGCCGGUCACGGAAAAGGACAGCCCCUUUGUAUGAACACGUAUACCAACUUUUUCCGAGCUUAUAGACUUCCCGGCGAAGAUAAGGACGAAAUCUUAUUGAUCGACAAUAAUAAGACAACUACUGGUAAUACCACUGAAGCCAACGAUGAUGACGAUAAUAACUACCACUACAACAACAACGACAACAGUAGCGAACAUAUUGUCAUUGCCUCCAGAAAUCAGUUUUUUGUCCUACAAUUCAAACGCAACGAAUUGCCCGCCGAAGACAUACUGUUUGAUAAACUAAAGUACAUCUGGUUUUUGGCCAAAGAGUACGAAUCGUUGGCACCGAUUGUCGGUAUACUUACCACUGAAAACCGUAAGAUAUGGGCCAACACACGAAAGAGACUGUUAUUGAGCGAUAUCAACAAACAAUCGCUAAAAUAUCUGGAGACCUGUCUGUUCAUUGUCUGCAUCGACGACUUUGUAUCCAAUAAGACCAUCAAAAACCAUCAGAGACGGGAUUCAAUACAAAUGGCACGAAUGGAUCCGCAAUAUAUGGCGUCAAUGGUAUUACAUGGCGGCGGCAGUCAGUUAUAUACGCCUAACCGUUGGUUUGAUAAGUUUCUUCAGAUAGUCAUAGGAAAGGACGGCAUACUUGGCUUUAUAUGCGAACAUUCGGUAUCGGAAGGCGUAACUGUUAUGCGAUUAUGUGAGGAACUGGUCAACUAUCUGGACGAACAUCCUAUACAUGGCUCCGGUAGUUAUUGGCAGAGACGUGAUUCGACAAAAAAUAACCAACAAAACCAACAGUUGUCCACCAGCACCACCAUCAACACCAAGUGUCCAAAUCUACAUAAGGGACUGUUUGGUUUGCAAUGGGAUAUCGACGAUACCGUUAGAUUUCAAUUGAUUGAGUCGACCAAACGUAUAGACAAAUUGAUAUCGGAUGUCGAUCUCUAUGUCCUACAGUUCAACGAAUUUGGCAAACAGUUUAUUAAGUCACAGCUGAUGAGUCCCGACGCCUUUGUCCAACUGGCCCUACAGCUGACCUACUAUAAGGUUCAUCGGAAACUGGUAUCGACCUACGAAAGUGCAUCGAUCAGGCAGUUUCGGUUGGGUAGGGUUGAUAAUAUAAGGUCGGCAACCAUCGAGGCCCUGGGCUGGGCUAAGGCCAUGUGCGAUGAGAUACCGGAAAUUACUGAAAAACAUAAGAUUGAAAUGUUUCAAAAAGCUAUGAGAAAACAAACGGAAAUAUUAAAAUAUACAAUUUCUGGCCACGGAAUCGACAAUCAUUUGCUAGGUUUGCGUGAAAUAGCAAAACAAUCAGCCAGUGAUACGCCGAUACUGUUCAGGGAAAAGUCGUUCAAAGAGUUUAGCAAUUUUCGUCUAUCGACUAGUCAGGUGUCCAACAAUAAGGGUAUACUUGUCGGCUAUGGGCCGGUAGUUCCCGAUGGUUACGGUUGUUCCUAUAAUAUUACCGCCGAUGACAUCCAAUUUUCUAUUAGUUCGUUCUUCAGCUCAACGGAAACCAGUUCCGACUUUUUCGCCCUCAGUCUCGAGGGUAGUCUACUUCAGAUGCGGGAGAUUUGCAUCAAAAUUAAUACUAAUAUCUAAUGAUUGAAAAUCAAACCAAAAAACUAAACUAAAGUCUUUCAAAAAAAAUU